Leptidea sinapis is the source of this 474-nucleotide messenger RNA. RefSeq lists its product as uncharacterized. Bases 1 to 474 code for a protein of 157 amino acids. The transcript has a single exon. The record is from RefSeq and is a predicted model, not a curated record. NCBI's taxonomy places the organism in Eukaryota, Metazoa, Arthropoda, Insecta, Lepidoptera, Pieridae.
AUGUACGGUGCAGAGCUGGUGAGGGUGCACAAGUUCACAUACCUGGGUCAUGUGGUUACAGCAGACAUGAAGGAUAAUUGUGACAUUGAUAGGGAGCGGAGAGCGUUGGCGGUUAGAUCUAUGUUGGCUCGCAGAUUUGCACGUUGCACAAAAGAUGUAAAGAUCACGCUAUUCAAGUCAUUCUGUCAGAGCUUUUACACGUGCAGUCUGUGGGUUGACUAUACCCAAAAAUCUAUUAAUGCUCUCCGUGUCCAAUAUAAUAACAUCUUCAGGAUAAUGUUGGGACUGCCUCGGUAUUGUAGCGCGUCCGGUAUGUUUGUGGAAAACCGUGUCGAUGGUUUUUCCGCAAUCAUACGGAAAAGAAUCGCCUCCGUCAAGAAUAGGUUGGAGAGAAGUCCUAAUAUUAUUUUGAAGGUGAUAGCCGACAGACAGGACAGCGCAUUCAAAGCGCACUGGAUGUCUGCUUUAGUUUGA